This is a messenger RNA of Penicillium angulare, 261 nucleotides long. RefSeq lists its product as uncharacterized. The record is from RefSeq and is a predicted model, not a curated record. The transcript has 2 exons. Bases 1 to 261 code for a protein of 86 amino acids. NCBI's taxonomy places the organism in Eukaryota, Fungi, Ascomycota, Eurotiomycetes, Eurotiales, Aspergillaceae.
AUGAAGGCUGUUGUUGCAACUCUGUUCUCUCUGGUCCUCGCUACCUCUGCGAUUCCUUGGUCCGGCUCAAAGUCCGUUGAGCUGAGCGGAAGCCAGCUUAAUAGCGCUCUGGCAAGCCAUGGAAAGGCAGCAAAGUUCGAUGUCAACCAGGUCAUCAACUGCAAUGUUUCCUACACUCUGGCACUCAGCACUGGAGGCCCUCCCUACAGCAUUGACUUGGCUACCCUCGAUCUGUCGAACUGCACCUACACUGGUCCUUAG